UUUCAGGCGCUUAUGAUGCGCUGAAAGGUUGUCCGCUGCUCGGCACUUCUCCUCAACCGUUUAAUGUCUAAUUUCGGCUUCGGGCGCUUACUUGGCAACUUUGUGCGGACAGGAAAAGCCUCGUCUACGGUUGAGCGUGUGAACGGUGACCGCGGCGGAGUCUGGAUGUUCGCAGACGAGCACUGAUGUAGCGGUGUUGUGACGGUCGUCGCGUUCCUCUCUACCUCCGGUGCCCCAGUGCCUCACUGCAUGACCUCAGACAACACAUGUACCUACAAGGGUGAAAAUCCACCCCUUCCUCAACUCCUGACAGUCACACUCGGUUUCCACGGACCCAGAAACCUUCUCCUCUCGUCUUUCAACUCAUCUCCAGAAAAAGGUGCUGCGGAGAGUGUUCUUGUUCCACACACAGGAGUUAAACACCUCCACUUGGGCCAGUGGAGGUGUUGAGGAGCUGCUGCCUCGGGUUUACCCUCUCGUAUCUGUAAAGGUGUAGAUAGGUAUUUUAUUUUAUUUUUUCUCCUGGUUGGCUUGUGUCCGGUUCUGCCGGCCGUGUGACUGUUCAAAACUGGGGCGCGAUUCAUGGGAUGCAACCAUGUCGGAUCUCAGUGAGCGCAGGCCGGUCAACGCGGACUAUGCUGUCUCCCUGCUGGAGCAGCUCAAGUUCUUUUACGAACAGAAGUUACUGACUGAUGUUGUGCUGCUGGUGGAGGAAACAGAGUUCCCGUGUCACAAGAUGGUCCUGGCCACAUGUAGCUCCUAUUUCAGAGCGAUGUUCAUGAGCGGCCUCAGCGAGAGCAAACAGACCCACGUCCACCUGAGGAACGUGGACGCGGCCACGCUGCAGAUCAUCAUCACCUACGCCUACACGGGCAACUUGGCCAUCAGUGACAGCACGGUGGAGCCGCUGUACGAGACGGCCUGCUUUCUACAGGUGGAGGACGUCUUGCUGCAAUGCAGAGACUAUCUGGUGAAGAAGAUAAAUGCAGAGAACUGCGUCCGCAUGCUGAGCAUCGGCGACCUGUUCAGCUGCAGCGAGUUGAAGCAGAGCGCCAAGCGCAUGGUGGAGCACAAGUUCCCCAUGGUUUACCGACAGGAGGCCUUCCUGCAGCUCUCACACGAGCUGCUCGUCGACGUCCUGAGCAGUGACAACCUCAACGUGGAGAAGGAGGAGACGGUGCGCGAGGCGGCCAUGCUGUGGCUGGAGUACAACAUGGAGGCGCGCUCGCAGCACCUGUCCUCCGUGCUGAGCCAGAUCCGCAUCGACGCGCUGUCGGAGGUGACGCAGCGCGCCUGGUUCCAGGGUCUGCCGCCCAACGACAAGUCGGUGGUGGUGCAGGGUCUCUACAAGUCCAUGCCCAAGUUCUUCAAGCCGCGGUUAGGCAUGACCAAGGAGGAGAUGCUGAUCUUCAUGGAGGCGCUGUCUGAGACGCAGGUGGAGGGCUACGUCAUGUGCGAGUCGGUGCCCUUGGCGGUCGUGUGUUACAGCCCGCAGGCGGAGAAGGUCUACAAGCUCCGCAACCCGCCGGGCGACCUGCAGAAGGUGGGGACGCUCGUCACACCUGACAACGACGUGUUCAUCGCCGGCGGACAAAUCUCGCUCAAGAACUCCAUCACCAACCACGGGAAAAGCGGGAAGCUGCAGGCCAUGUUCCGCUCGGUCGACAGCUUCUUCUGGUUUGACGCGCAGCAGAACACGUGGGUGCCCAAGACACCUAUGCUGUGCGCGCGCAUCAAGCCUUCGCUGGUCUACUGCGACGGCUACAUCUAUGCAAUCGGUGGCGACAACGUCGGCGGCGAGCUGAACAAGCGCACGGUGGAGCGCUACGACUGCGAGAAGGACGAGUGGAGCAUGAUGAGCCCGCUGCCCUUCGCCUGGAACUGGAGCACGUCCGUGGUGGCGCACGACUGCAUCUACGUGAUGACGCAUGACCUGAUGUACUGCUACUUCCCCCGCGCCGAUACCUGGGUGGAGAUGGCCAUGCGCAAGACUAGCCGCUGCUUCGCUUCCGCCGCCGCCUUCGGCGACCUCAUCUUCUACGUCGGUGGCCUCCACGUGGUCAGCAACUCCGGCAUCCGCCUGCCGACGAGCACCAUCGACGGCUCGUCCGUCACCGUGGAGAUCUACGACGUGAACAAGAACGAGUGGCGCCUGGCCGCCAACAUCCCCGCAAAGCGCUACUCGGACCCGUGUGUGCGGGCGGUGGUGCUGCUCAACUCGCUGUGCAUCUUCAUGCGCGAGACGCACAUGAACGAGCGUGCCAAGUACGCCAUCUAUCAGUACGACGUGGAGCUGGACCGCUGGUACCUGCGGCAGCCCGUGUCCGAGCGUGUGCUCUGGGACCUGGGGAAAGACUUCCGCUGCGCAGUGGGGAAGCUGUACCCGUCCUGCCUGGAGGAGUCUCCGUGGAAACCUCCCACGUACCUCUUCUCCCCCGACGGGGCGGAGGAGUUCGAGGUGGACGGCGAGCUGGUGACGCUGCCUCAUGUAUAGCUCUUAACCUCCCCUCCAUCGCCUCGCUGACUGAACGCGGGGGACGAGCGCGGUCGGAGGGGAGCCAGCGACAAGUUCCCCCGAGGAAAAGGGUUUGACGUUUUUUCUGUUGGACGAUGGCGGACUUCAUCAGACGCAGCUGCUGCUGUUGAGUGAUGGAUGCGCAAAAAAAGAUGGCCCUUAAAGGGAUAGUGCAGGUUUUUUGUUUGUUUUUUGAAGUGUGGCGUGAACCGCUCACUCUGCCACACCAAAGCCCAUAGAGAAAAUCAGUGAUUUUACCUCAUGGAGACACAGGAGCUGCUGGUCCACUGCUGCCUCAUGUGGUCACUUUGUGUAGAAGUGAUAUGACACUGUUUAAAAUCAUUUAUUCGGAUUAAACGAGUGAGUCAACAGCAGUGAGUCAACAGCUCCUGUGUUCUGUGACGUCCAAGUCGUCGCUUUUCUCUAUGGAGUUUGGUGGAGGUGAAACUUUCUGUUGGGGGGAAAAGUAAAGAUAUAAAAUAAUAAUAUUGGAACCAUGGAAAAAUAAAUAUUGGAAUCAUGUACAUAAGCGGACGAACACACACGACACUUCAACAAAAACCUGUAUUAUGCCUUUAAAAAGAUACUAGUAAUCUGAAAAUGUAUGUUUAUUUCUUUUGUUUUUUUCUUCUGUCAUUUGUGACAUCUGUUAGAUAUUAUUACAUCAUACUGUUUCUACAAUGUGAUAAUCUAAAUGUCGAUUUUUGAUGAUGAUGCACUUAACUGCUAAACCUUCUCUGAAUGACAAUGGCAACUGUACCAAAUGUAGGCUCCCCUCUCUCCUCUUCUUCUCACCACUGAUAAAGGGAUAAAAUCCUCACUUUUACCUUUAGAGCAUUAAACACUGUGCGCCAUUAAAGUUUUGCUCUGAAAAGUUCUCAUGACUUUGUGGAGGAGAAAAUGGUUACAGCAAAACUUAAUAUUAACUUCAUUCACGUGCGGUUACCUGGACGAACGAGUAUGAGUUAGUUGAGCAACAAUCGGUGGAAGAAAAGAGGCGCAACUGAUAAAUUUCCAUCUUUUGGAGUGACGCGGACGAUUAUCGUCAUUUUCUAGAUUCGUCCAUUUGUUGUUUGGUCCAAAAAAAAUAGUCUUUUAAUGAUUUUGUUCUAUGAAGUAAAAGAAAACAAGAAAACACUCAUAUUUAAUUAGCUGAAAAAACAUGUUUCAGACCAAUCAAAUCAAUCAGGAAAUGUUGUUUUCCUGGUUUGUUAAUGUCAUAAAUAAACUCAUUGGGUUCUAUAUAUAAAUUCAGAAAUAUUUCGUUACUUAAAAGUGAUGUUUUACGUUUCUCUUCAGGAAAACGUCAAAAGUAUCUUGUUAUUAUUGAUUAACGCGGACAAAAAACCUAAAAUGAUUCAAACGUAUGAUUUAGAUCAACAGUAUUUCCAGAUUUUCACGUCGCUUGUUCUGUCGGAUUACGUGAUUCUUCAAUAAUAGUCAAUGAUCUGUUCUGAUAACUUCUUGCUCUGCAGAUGAUCUGUAUGACUUUAAUCCCAUAAAUUUACCACUUAAAUCUCAUAAUUUUAUGACUUUAUUAUUGUCAAUUUACGACUUUAUUCUCAAAGUCUGAAAAAAGUAAUUUCUCGCAAAUGUGCGACUUUAAUCUCAUAAUUUACGACUUUGGUCUCGAAGUCUGUUCAUUUUUUCUUUUACUCAGUGUUGUAAUUCUCCGCCGUAGAUCUGCGUGUCUUGAUAAAUCGUUAUUUUCGCUGCCUUUUUUACAUCAUUUCUUUCCCGUCUUUCAUUUGAAAAAGAUCCAAUGGUGGCGACAUCUAGUGGUCAGAGUGCAGACUGCAGUAAACAGUACAGGCCAUAGAAGAAGAACGCCCUCUGGGAUCUGUAAAGGCCACCGUAGUUUCUUGAUUAAGAUAGGUUUGUCCAUUUGUGGUUGCACAAAAUGGCCACUGCCUUACAGCAAGAGCCCCUCCCCCCCACCCCACCCAAGGCAUAUUGAAGAUUAUGAAAAAAAACAUUAUUUUAAAGCACUUACAGACUCAUACAAACAUACUUAUGAGCCGUUUACGAAAUUUUCUACAAUAAACCCUCACGUGAGACCUUUAAGCGCUAGAUUAACGAACGUUAUUUGACUUUUAAAUCUGGUAAAUGUUUGUGUUUCUCCACCAAAAAGCUUUUCAGAGCCGUCUUUAAAUCCACGGAGACAAAAAUCAAUUCCUUUUUUUUUUUUCUUUUUUAUUUCGUGGUGCGAGCGGAGGAGCAGCGUCCACGAAAGGGCGGCUGCAGGUCCGGUCGUCACCUCUCCUCCCUCGCAGCUCCACCCUCCUCCUUUGCCCCGAUCCCGCCUCCUCAGCCUGUCCGUCACACAGGUCUUCCACACAGCCAGCAUUUACACCACCUCACUGUCAUGUGAUCGUCAUGUGAUCAUCACUCACACACACACACUCACACUCGGUUCAAACGUUGGUUUCAGGCUCAUGUAUUUUUGAUUUUUAUUAUUAUUGUUAUUAUUAUUCCCAAGCUGCUGAAUUAUAUAUAUAAUAAAAUAUAUAUUUUUCAUAUGUUAUAAAAACUGUUCUAGUGUGGGGGAAAAUAACCAGGUCUAUUUUGUAUUAGUGUCAUUUUUUUUAUUAUUAUUUAAUAUCAGACAUUACUGUAGUGUGAUUGUGGGUAGAAUUUUCCAUUUUUUCCUUUUUCUUUUCUUUUUUUCUUUGAGUGAAUACUGAGGAUUCUUGCUGCUGAUUGGUUGUGAGAGGAGAGGGCUGGCCCAGGGGCUGUUGCUACGGGAAUCGUCCCGGCAACCACUAGCAGUAGUAGUCGUUGUAGUAGUGGAGUGGGAGGGGGAAGAGGCUCCUCCCCCCCUCGCUCUGACCUUACAAACAUGAGCACAGGUGCUUCAUGACAGAAACUUAACGAGCAUGUCUGGCUGCAUCAUAUUCCUUUGGCACUGUAUUUUGAAUGAACGUUAAUUUAUUAAAAAAACAACGUACCAAAAACC
Molecule: messenger RNA, 5471 nt
Organism: Solea senegalensis (Senegalese sole)
Lineage: Eukaryota; Metazoa; Chordata; Actinopteri; Pleuronectiformes; Soleidae
Gene: kbtbd2
Product: kelch repeat and BTB (POZ) domain containing 2
Exons: 4
Coding region: 596-2494 (632 amino acids)
Molecular function (GO): protein binding
Source: RefSeq, a predicted model, not a curated record